AUGAAGUCUGAGUGUCCGUAUGAGACCAGCUCCAUGCAGUGGCUAGUUCUGGCUGACUUGGAGUGUUUGCUAUCUGUUAUAAAGAAUGUAGAGGCAUAUCCUGUGAAGGCAUAUGGGACAUAUCAAGCCAAGGCAAAGCAGGCAGUUACUCAGGGCAGCAGACGGCUGGGCAGGCAAAACCGUCAUGUUUCGCCCAUUCUGUUUUCCAGAGCAAUGGAAAGCCAGCCAGCGGUGGCUGCUGCUCUAGAUGGAGGACAUGGAGGAGUGAAUCAGUUAGGGGGUGUUUUUGUGAAUGGUCGCCCCCUUCCAGAUGUUGUUCGCCAAAGGAUCGUGGAACUUGCUCACCAAGGGGUCAGGCCUUGUGACAUCUCCAGGCAGCUGCGGGUCAGCCAUGGCUGUGUCAGCAAAAUACUUGGCAGGUAUUACGAAACUGGUAGUAUUAAGCCUGGAGUGAUUGGAGGAUCAAAACCAAAGGUCGCCACACCCAAAGUCGUUGAAAAAAUUGCAGAGUACAAACGCCAAAAUCCUACCAUGUUUGCAUGGGAGAUCAGGGAUAGACUUCUAGCCGAGCGAGUGUGUGACAAUGACACCGUGCCCAGCGUCAGCUCAAUUAACAGGAUCAUACGGACGAAGGUACAGCAGCCACCCAAUCAGCAAGUCCCUGCCUCCAGUCACAGUAUAGCCUCCACAGGGUCUGUGACCCAGGUGUCUUCAGUGAGUACCGACUCUGCAGGCUCUUCCUACUCCAUCAGUGGGAUUCUGGGAAUUACGUCCCCUGGCACAGAGAGCAACAAACGCAAGCGAGAUGAAGGUAUUCAGGAGUCUCCAGUACCAAAUGGACAUUCUCUCCCAAGUAGAGAUUUUCUUCGGAAACAGAUGCGAGGAGACCUUUUCACUCAGCAGCAGUUAGAAGUGUUGGAUCGCGUCUUCGAGAGGCAACAUUAUUCUGACAUUUUCACAACAACUGAACCCAUCAAACCAGAACAGGUACUAUUGAAAAUAUAUGAAAUAUUUCAGAUGUGCUUUCUGGUGGCGGAGGCCUUCUUGCUGGAAGGCACCAAACUCUUAGCGCUCAGAAUCUCUCUUCACAACAACUGA
Messenger RNA from Struthio camelus australis, 1098 nucleotides. The record is from RefSeq and is a predicted model, not a curated record. NCBI's taxonomy places the organism in Eukaryota, Metazoa, Chordata, Aves, Struthioniformes, Struthionidae.